Trifolium pratense (red clover) is the source of this 1676-nucleotide messenger RNA. Its product is annotated as magnesium transporter MRS2-3. Bases 149 to 1447 code for a protein of 432 amino acids. Lineage: Eukaryota; Viridiplantae; Streptophyta; Magnoliopsida; Fabales; Fabaceae. Gene Ontology annotation, molecular function: magnesium ion transmembrane transporter activity. The transcript is spliced from 2 exons. The record is from RefSeq and is a predicted model, not a curated record. Gene Ontology annotation, biological process: magnesium ion transport.
GUGGAGAUUUGUAAGAAUAGUUUUUUGAAAAGAGUAAAAGGGUUAGUAAGUAAUAAAUUAGGGCGAGAUGAAUGGAUGGGAUGGGAUGGGAUAUGAGAAGAGAAGAAUUUGAGUGAGGAAGAAAGAGUAGCGUAUAGAAGCAAAAAAGAUGCGCGGAAACGGAAUCGGAAUCGAAGAGCAGCGAUGGGGAUCAACCGCCGUACCAGCUCCGGGUAUUAUUCGGAAGAAAGGAACAAGUGUUCGUCCAUGGUUAGUCGUGGAGGGUAGCGGAGAUGCAGAGGUUGUUGAGGUCGGUAAACAUGCCAUCAUGAGACGUACUGGACUCCCCGCUCGUGACCUUCGUAUCCUUGAUCCUCUUCUCUCUUACCCUUCCACCGUUCUCGGAAGAGAAAGAGCUAUUGUCAUCAAUUUGGAACACAUCAAAGCUAUUAUUACAGCUAACCAAGUUCUUCUUCUCAAUUCAAGAGACCCUUCUGUUACUCCUUUCGUUCAAGAACUUCAAGCUAGGAUCCUCCGUCAUCACCAAGCUACUACUAAUCAUCAUCCCGAUGAAGGAGGAAUUAAGAUUCUUCCAUUCGAAUUUGUCGCUCUUGAAGCCUGUCUUGAAGCUGCUUGUAGCGUCUUGGAGAAUGAAGCUAAGACGUUAGAGCAAGAAGCACAUCCUGCUCUUGAUAAAUUGACAUCCAAGAUCAGUACUCUUAAUUUGGAACGUGUUCGUCAAAUUAAGAGCCGAUUGGUUGCGAUAACUGGUCGUGUUCAAAAAGUCAGAGAUGAAUUGGAACAUUUGCUUGAUGAUGAUGAAGAUAUGGCUGAGAUGUAUCUCACUGAAAAGUUACUUCAACAGCAAUCACAACAAACUUCUUCUGAGGAAGACACUGUUGUUGAUGAUACUCGUCAUGAUGAUGAUGAUAAUAAUGACAUGGAUAUUCAUCAUAGAGCUGAAAUAUCAUUGGAAGCAGGUGUAGGAGGAGGUGUGGCAAGUUAUGAGGAGGAAGAAGACAAUGAUGAUGAUGAUCAUCGUAAUCUAAGGGAUAUCCAUGGAACACACGCAAGCACUGUCUACAGUGCCGCCACCAUCAAGCUUGACGUUGAGGAGCUUGAGAUGCUCUUGGAAGCAUACUUCGUUCAGAUUGAUGGCACUCUCAACAAGCUCUCCACGCUGAGGGAGUAUGUUGAUGACACUGAGGAUUACAUCAACAUAAUGCUGGAUGACAAACAGAACCAUCUUCUCCAAAUGGGAGUCAUGUUGACCACGGCAACUCUGGUAGUGAGUGCCUUUGUUGUUGUGGCUGGUAUUUUUGGCAUGAAUAUUCAUAUUGAGCUGUUUGAUGAUAAAUUGUAUGGGAUGAGGGAGUUUCUCUGGACUGUUGGUGGAGGCACUGCCGGGACCAUAUUCUUGUAUGUGGUUGCCAUUGCCUGGUGCAAGCACAAAGGCUUGCUAGAAUAAGGUGCACGCCAUUGUGCUCCAUACAAUAAUGUAAUUUACGUUCUAUACAAUUUUAUUAUAAGUCUUCUAAAGCAUCUGUUUGCUUAUUAUACAUGAAUGAUCCUUCCACUACUUUUUCUUGUACAUCAGCACUUGCUGCCAGUUCUGUUAUUGACACUACGAUUUCACUCUGUGAUUCACAGAUUUUUCAUCAUAUUUGUUUUUAUGCUUGUUUUUUGUAUUCUCUAUA